AUGAAAGUUUGGGUAAGUUUCCUCGUGUUUACGUUCGUCUGGUUUGCAGACAGCGCACAGAAACAAGACGUACCGGUGAUAGACGUGUUGAGUUUGGAGGAUGUGAAGCAGACCGUGGCUGCGGUGGAGAAGAUCUCUUUAGCUCUGAAACUCAGUGAUGUGUAUGUGAUGUCUUCCUUCCGUCUGCCUCCUAAACUGGGUGGAGUUCUGCUGGGCCUCUACAACAAGCAGGAUAACAAGAAAUACCUGGAGGUUGUCAUCAUGAGCAAGAUUAACAAAAUUCUGUUCCGGUAUGUUCGUGAAGAUGGGAAGCUGCACACAGUCAAUCUGCAGAGCCCAAAUCUGGCAGACGGACAGUCUCAGUCUGUUAUACUCCGUGUGGGUGGCCUGCGCAGAGAGUACCUGAGCCUCGAGCUCUAUGUGAACUGUCGUCUGGCUGACUCCGCCCAGCGGCUGCCCCCAUUGGUCUCUCUGCCAAGUGAUGCAGAGCUGGUGGAGAUUCGGAAUGGCCAAAAGGCAUACACUCGGAUGCAGGGUUCAGUGGAGUAUCUUAAAGUGGCACUAGGGGGCACUGUUGCCCAGGCUGGGGCUCUUACCGACUGCCCCUUUCAGGGAGACUCCUCUUCAUAUAACAUAGUGAACGGUGAGGUUAAUUCUAUUCUAGGUGACCACACUAAAGCUCUGAUUGGGCAGUUGAUCAUCUUUAACCAGAUCUUGGGAGAGCUGAGAGAGGACAUCAGAGAACAGGUGAAAGAAAUGUCUCUCAUCAGGAAUGCUAUUCUGGAGUGCCAGAUGUGUGGAUUUAAUGAGCCACGUUCACGCUGUCAGCCCAACCCCUGCUUUAAGGGCGUGGCCUGUAUGGAGACGUUUGAUUUCCCAGGGUACCGCUGUGGCCCCUGUCCGGAGGGUAUGACGGGGAACGGCACACACUGUCAGGAUAUAGAUGAGUGUGCAGAGGCUCAGCCGUGUUACACACCAGGCGCAUGUGUCAACACAGCAAAAGGGUUUACCUGUGAGCCUUGCCCACCUGGACUGUGGGGUCCUCCUCUCUCUGGAUUCGGUGUGGAAUAUGCUAAGAGUCACCGUCAGGAAUGUUCUGAUAUUGAUGAAUGUCUUGAUUUGGCCAACGCCUGCACACCCAACUCCUUCUGCAUCAACACCAUUGGAUCAUAUCGAUGCGGUCAGUGCAAGGUUGGAUAUGUUGGGAAUCAGACAACUGGAUGUUUCCCUCGGAAAUCAUGCGCUACACUCAGUUUCAACCCCUGUGACACUAACGCUCACUGUGUCAUUGAGCGGAAUGGCGACGUUACCUGUGCUUGUAAUGUGGGAUGGGCCGGUAAUGGUCACACCUGUGGAAAGGACACGGAUAUUGAUGGUUAUCCGGAUCGCUCCUUGCCCUGCAUGGACAAUGACAAGAACUGCAAACAGGACAACUGCAUCUUUACACCCAACUCCGGUCAGGAAGAUGCAGAUAAUGAUGGGAUUGGAGACCAGUGUGAUGAGGAUGCAGAUGGAGAUGGAAUAAAAAAUGUAGAGGAUAACUGUCGGUUGGUUUCCAAUAAAGACCAGCAAAACUCUGACACUGAUUCAUUUGGUGACUCAUGUGAUAACUGUCCCACCGUUCCCAACAUUGACCAGAAAGACACUGACAAUAACGGAGAGGGAGAUGCAUGUGAUGAGGACAUCGAUGGAGAUGGAAUCCAGAACGUGCUGGAUAACUGUCCCAAAGUGCCAAACCCAAUGCAGACAGACCGAGACAGAGACGGAGUGGGUGAUGCAUGUGACAGCUGUCCUGAGAUCAGCAACCCCAUGCAGACAGAUGUAGACAAUGACUUAGUCGGGGAUGUUUGUGACACCAAUCAAGACACUGAUGGAGACGGACACCAGGACACUCGAGAUAACUGUCCCGACAUUCCAAACAGCUCUCAGCUCGACUCGGACAAUGAUGGGAUCGGAGAUGACUGUGAUGACGACGACGAUAAUGAUGGGGUCCCAGACAAUCACGCCAUCAACGGCAUCGGACCCGAUAACUGCAGACUCAUUUCCAACCCAAAUCAGAAAGACUCAGACAGUAACGGAGUCGGCGACGUAUGUGAGAAUGACUUUGACAAUGAUGCGGUGAUGGAUUUGAUUGACGUGUGUCCAGAAAGUGCUGAAGUCACACUUACAGAUUUCAGAGCCUAUCAGACAGUCAUUCUGGACCCAGAGGGUGACGCUCAGAUCGACCCCAACUGGGUGGUGCUCAAUCAGGGUAUGGAGAUUGUUCAAACCAUGAACAGUGACCCGGGCUUGGCAGUGGGUUACACAGCGUUUAAUGGUGUGGAUUUCGAGGGAACAUUUCAUGUUAACACUGUGACUGACGACGACUAUGCCGGCUUCAUCUUUGGCUAUCAGGAUUCAUCUAGUUUCUAUGUGGUGAUGUGGAAGCAGACCGAACAGACAUACUGGCAGUCGAUACCCUUCAGGGCCAUGGCUGAACCAGGCCUGCAGCUCAAGGCAGUGAAGUCUCGUACAGGCCCCGGUGAGUUUCUUCGUAAUGCUCUGUGGCACACGGGAGAUACGGAUGGAGAGGUGAAACUACUCUGGAAAGACCCACGAAAUGUCGGCUGGCAAGAUAAAACCUCGUACCGGUGGCAGCUCAGCCAUCGUCCACAGGUCGGCUACAUCAGGGUGAAGCUGUAUGAAGGCACAGAGAUGGUGGCUGACUCUGAUGUUGUGAUUGACACCAGUAUGAGAGGGGGGCGUCUGGGCGUGUUCUGCUUCUCUCAAGAGAACAUCAUUUGGUCCAAUCUGCGCUACCGCUGUAACGAUACUGUUCCAGAGGACUUCAGUACACACCGUAAACAGGUUCUAAUGCACAUAAAGGUGUGAGGGGAGUGAGACGCCCUCCGUCUCUCUCUCUAGACCCUCUGAAACCCACAGAACUCCUGUGUGCGAGGGGCCCAACAACCAGGACAGAUGAGAGAUUUACCCAGCGUCUGUGUCACUCUGGAUG
Carassius carassius (crucian carp) is the source of this 2995-nucleotide messenger RNA. Its product is annotated as thrombospondin-3a-like. Gene Ontology annotation, molecular function: calcium ion binding; heparin binding. Gene Ontology annotation, cellular component: extracellular region. Gene Ontology annotation, biological process: cell adhesion. The record is from RefSeq and is a predicted model, not a curated record. NCBI's taxonomy places the organism in Eukaryota, Metazoa, Chordata, Actinopteri, Cypriniformes, Cyprinidae.